GCGGGUACCCGGUUCUGAUGCUCAUCCCUACCAUCGACACCUCCCUCCACCCCUACCCCCCCUCCGCCUCCAAUCCCCAACCUACCUGUAUCAACGACCAGCACAGUCCAUGAUUCGUUGUUGUCGAUCAUCUUGACUCCAUUGAUGGUGCGUUCUCUUCUCCUUCAUACAUAGGUCUAUAGAAGACCACUCAUACAUCGACCUACCAUUCUCUUCACCGAAGAUCCUCCAGCCUCCCUCUCAUCUCUGUCAACCAUCGAUAAUUUAUCAUUAAUCGAAAAAAUACCGAUUAAGCUCAUGCAUCGCAAAUACACGCCUAGUUGGAAAUCCAUUUCUACAAAAUCAGUUCUUCAAAAUCGAUAGUCGAUAGAGCUUUGGUAUCGAUUUUCUAGUCAUGAUAUCAAGAAGUUAGGGCUUAAAUCAUUGAAGUCAACACAUAUGGCUCCUCAGCAGAUAACUGAAGAAGUUGUAUACCUCUGCACAGGCAAUCCGUUGCCUAAAGACAUUGAACAUAUAUCUUACUGGCUUCUAAAUGAAUCAUUUUCAUUUAGCUUUCAAAAAAUAUCUGAUAUCAAGGCAAGAAAAGGAUUGGCUUUAGUGGACAUUGUAAGAGAAGUAACCAUGCACCCCACUAUAGCGAAAUGGGUCACCCGACAAGCCUAUAUUGUGCAACGCGUGUGGGUCUCAUUGGAGAACUAAAGGAUCACUUGUAAACUACACCCCACUUCAUGCGAGAUCUGAGCCUGAUGAUUUUGAGGAUCAUAGAGUUUCAAGAGUGAAGAGUAUAUCCAUUAAGAACAAAGGAUUUCAAAGAGAGAUGGAAUUCCUGGUCUCCGAAGGACAACUCGAUUUCAAUAUGCUAGUGUGGAAUAUCCCAUCAGAGUAUAACAAUCUAUUUCUUUUGGAUUUUGGUAAUUUUGCAUUGAGAAAGAUGUAUAUUUUAAUUAAUCUUUGGGAUAUUUUCUGUUCCAUCGUUGAUUUCUGAUUUCAAA
Lactuca sativa (garden lettuce) is the source of this 992-nucleotide messenger RNA. Its product is annotated as replication factor C subunit 3-like. Gene Ontology annotation, molecular function: DNA binding. Lineage: Eukaryota; Viridiplantae; Streptophyta; Magnoliopsida; Asterales; Asteraceae. Gene Ontology annotation, biological process: DNA replication. The record is from RefSeq and is a predicted model, not a curated record.